Molecule: messenger RNA, 1383 nt
Organism: Helianthus annuus (common sunflower)
Lineage: Eukaryota; Viridiplantae; Streptophyta; Magnoliopsida; Asterales; Asteraceae
Product: 50S ribosomal protein L1, chloroplastic
Exons: 7
Coding region: 113-1144 (343 amino acids)
Biological process (GO): translation
Cellular component (GO): large ribosomal subunit
Molecular function (GO): structural constituent of ribosome; RNA binding
Source: RefSeq, a predicted model, not a curated record
UUCAAGGGUAGAACUAAAAACCAACCCAAAGUGCCUUAUCAUCUCAUCUUCAUCGUAUAUUCAUGUGUAUGGAUAGAACACACAAAACAUAAGCCAAGAAAACACCACAACAAUGGCUUCCUCCUCUGCUUCCACUUCAGCCACCCUCACUCUCUCAUCCCUCCAUCUCCAAGAACCCAAAUCAUCCCUUAUCUCCUCCUUCACUUUCAAACCAAACCCCAAAACCAAAUUUCUUGUCUUGCAAUCCCAUUCAGAAUGCAUCAGACCCACCAUUUUCAAGCCAAAAAAUUCCCCUUUUUUGGUCUCUGCAGUGGCUGCCGAAGCUGAGGUGGGUGAAGAUGUUGAUGAGGAUGUUUCCGGUGGCGGUGUUGCUACGGUGGCUCCGCCGGUAGCCACUAAACCUAAGAAGGGGAAAGCUGCUUUGCCUCUUAAGAGGGACAGGACUAGGUCAAAGAGGUUCUUGGAAAUUCAAAAGCUGAAGGAGAACAAGAAAGAAUAUGAUGUGAAAACCGCGGUAUCGUUGCUCAAGCAAAUGUCGAGCACAAAGUUUAACGAAAGUGCGGAAGCACAUUUCCGUCUUAACAUCGACCCAAAAUACAAUGAUCAGCAGCUGAGAGCAACAGUGAAUUUGCCCAAAGGAACCGGGCAGGUUGUUAGAGUUGCUGUUUUAACCCAAGGUGAAAAGAUCGAUGAAGCAAAAAAUGCAGGAGCGGAUAUAGUUGGUGGAGAGGACUUGAUAGAACAAAUCAAAGGAGGAUUCAUGGAUUUCGACAAACUUGUUGCAACUCCCGAUAUGAUGCCUAAGGUUGCGAGUUUGGGGAAGAUCUUGGGACCCCGAGGACUUAUGCCAAACCCGAAAGCCGGGACUGUGACAACCACUAUACCUCAGACCAUAGAGGAGUUUAAGAAGGGAAAAGUGGAAUUCAGAGCAGACAAAACAGGAAUCGUUCACUUGCCGUUCGGAAAGGCUAAUUUCUCAGAAGAAGAUCUUUUAAUCAACCUUCUCGCCGCAGUGAAAUCUGUGGAAACAAACAAACCGACUGGAGCAAAAGGAGUUUACUGGAAAAGUGCGCAUAUAUGUUCAUCGAUGGGCCCGUCGAUCCGGUUAGACAUAAAGGAUAUGCUGGAUUUUAAGCUGCAGUAGAAUGAAUGUUUAAAGAUUGUAUGCCAUAGAUGUAAAUUAGAUCAUCUGCUGCAUAAUUAGCUUCUAAAGAUCUGUUCUUGGAAGAUGGGGUGAUGCAGCAUAAUAUAUGGUUGAAAAAAGGAAAGCUGUUUCUUGGAUCAACAUUCUCAUUAUUAGUAUUCUUAACUUUUUGUCUGUCCAAGAAAACAUUUGUAUGACUCUUGUUUUUGUUCAAAGUUUUAAUGUUUGUUUUUCCUCUA